AGAGCAUCCCAGCCUAAAGUAUCACAAGCGCAUGCGCAGUGUCCUGAGCCGGGAUGGGACAAAUAGUACCUGAUAGGCCUUCCCGCCCCUAGAGGGCGACAAUCGAGCCCGCCCCGGCACCUUGACCCGAGCGCGUCCUUUUGUUUCCCCCAGUACUCAGGACAUUGGAAUCCGGCGCAAAAUAACUUCUUUAGCUUUGAGGCUCUAGAUACCUGGCUACAGCGAGACAGAAAAAGGAAAAGGGUUGGCAGGGAGCUGACCGGCCCUCGGAAAUCCUCCAGCUCUGUAAAGCGAAACUUCCUUGCCGUUCUCAAGAGGUGAGACGUUCAUGGAGCUGGUCCUGUCGCAGCUGUGCGGUACCAGUGCGGCGCGGCCGCUCCCGCUGUGGGAAGGAGGCACCACCGGCCAUUGCUUCACCCAGCUGGUGCUCAGCGCCCUGCCCCACGCGCUCCAGGCCGUGCUCAGUGCCUGCUACUGGGGCACUCCGAGGAGUCCAGAUCACAUCCUGCCCUCCAGUCCUGGAUGGCGCCUCCGAUUUGCAGCUGCCUUCCUGCUCUCCAUUCUCCCACUGGUAGACCUCCUUCCAGUUGUUCUGCCGCCAGGGGCAGGCCCAGGUCCCAUAGGGCUGGAAGUGUUAGCAGGGUGUGUGGCAGCAGUGGCCUGGGCCAGCCAUAGCCUGGCCCUGUGGGCACUGGCACAUUCCCCUAGGGGCCGUUCACGGGGACCCUGGGCUCUGGCUCUGGUGGCCUUUCUGCCAGCCCCUGCCCUGGUGCUGACCCUGCUGUGGCAUUGCCAACAAGGCACCUUUCUGCCCCCACUGCUUCCAGGGCCCCUGGCCCGUCUGUGUCUUCUCAUUCUGCAGCUGGCAGCAGUCUUGGCCUAUGGCCUGGGCUGGGCAGCCCCUGGGGUACCACCACCAGAACCCUGGACACAUGAGCCCUUCUUGUCUUCCAUGGGCCGAGAACCCGAGGUGGCUGAAGAUGGAGAGAGUUGGCUGUCACGCCUUUCCUAUGCCUGGCUGAGCCCCUUGCUGGUCCGAGGGGCUUGUGGAGAACUGCGGCAGCCCCAGGACACUUGCCACCUUCCCCACAGGCUGCACCCAGCCUAUGUAGCCCGUGCCUUCCAGGCACACUGGCAGAAAGAGGCCCAGCUGUGGAGGUCCCUGUACGGGGCCUUUGGUCGGUGCUACCUGGCCCUUGGGGUGCUAAAGCUGGUGGGCACCAUGCUGGGAUUCUCAGGGCCACUGUUGCUAUCCCUGCUCGUGAACUUCUUGGAGGAAGGGCAGGAGCCACUGAGCCAGGGCCUGCUCUAUGCCCUGGGGUUAGCUGGUGGUGCAGUGCUUGGCGCUGUGCUGCAGAAUCAGUAUGGCUAUGAGGUGCGGAAGGUGACCCUCCAGGCCCGGGGUGCAGUGCUUAACAUACUGUACCACAAGGCUUUGCACCUGGGGCCCAGGCGCCCUCCUACUGGGGAGGUGCUCAAUCUACUGGGCACUGACUCUGAACGGCUGCUUAACUUCACUGGCAGCUUCCAUGAGGCCUGGGGGCUGCCCCUGCAGCUGGCCAUCACCCUCUACAUGCUAUACCAGCAGGUAGGCCUGGCCUUUGUGGGUGGACUGGUCUUGGCACUGCUUCUGGUUCCCAUCAACAAAAUAAUUGCCACCCGUAUCAUGGCCAGCAACCAGAAGAUGCUGCAGCACAAGGAUACACGGGUUAAGCUCAUGACAGAGCUGCUAAGAGGCAUUCGUGUCAUCAAGUUCUUCGGCUGGGAGCAAGCAAUGGCAACCCGGGUAGAGGGCUGCCGGGCCCAAGAACUGGGGCGGCUGCGGGUCAUCAAAUACUUGGAUGCAGCCUGUGUGUACUUGUGGGCUGCCCUGCCAGUUGUCAUCUCCAUUGUUAUCUUUAUCACCUAUGUCCUCAUGGGACACCAGCUCACUGCCACCAAGGUGUUCACGGCCCUGGCCUUGGUGCGCAUGCUCAUUUUCCCCCUCAACAACUUCCCCUGGGUCAUCAAUGGUCUCCUGGAAGCCAAAGUGUCCUUGGACCGGAUCCAGCAUUUCCUUGACCUUCCAGACUACAACCCCCAAGCCUACUAUAGCCCAGAACCCCCCACAGAGCCAUCUACAGUACUAGAGCUGCACGAAGCCCUGUUCUCCUGGGACCCCACUGGAACCAGCCAGGAGACCUUUAUCAGUCACCUUGAAGUGAAAAAGGGGGCGCUGGUGGGCAUCGUGGGCAAGGUGGGCUGCGGGAAGAGCUCGCUGUUGGCUGCCAUCAUAGGGGAGCUGCACAGGCUGCAUGGCCGGGUGGCAGUAUGGGGGCUGUCCAAGGGCUUUGGCCUGGCCACCCAGGAACCCUGGAUCCAGUUUGCCACCAUCCGAGACAACAUCCUGUUUGGGAAGACAUUCGAUGCCCAGUUAUACAGCGAGGUGCUAGAGGCCUGUGCCCUCAAUGAGGACUUGAGCGUUCUGCCUGCUGGAGACCAGACUGAGGUGGGGGAGAAGGGUGUGACCCUCAGCGGGGGACAGCGGGCCAGGAUUGCCCUUGCUCGAGCUGUGUACCAGGAGAAGGCACUCUACCUCCUGGAUGACCCUCUGGCUGCUGUGGAUGCAGAUGUGGCCAGCCACCUGCUGCACAAGUGCAUCCUGGGAGUCCUCAGCCACACCACACGGCUGCUGUGCACACACCGCACUGAGUAUCUGGAGAAGGCUGACCUGGUGCUGCUCCUGGAAGCUGGACGCCUCGUCCAGGCUGGGCCUCCUUCUGAGAUUCUGCCAUUGGUACAAGCUGUCCCCAAAACCCAGGCUGAGGAUGGACAAAUGCCUGGCUCAGCCAGGGCCUCACUGGUACAGAGCCCGGAGGCCACAAGCGAGGGCCUGGAGGUGGAGCAGAGCACCUGUGGACGCCUGCUGCAGGAGGAGAGCAAGAAGGAGGGCGCUGUGGCCUUGCACGUAUACAGAGCGUACUGGAGGGCUGUAGGCUGCGUCCUGGCGCUCCUCAUCCUCUUCUCCCUGCUCCUCAUGCAAGCCACACGAAAUGCCGCGGACUGGUGGCUGUCCUAUUGGAUCUCCCAGCUGAGGGCAAGAGGGAAUGGCUCUGGGGAGGUGCUGGCUUCUGCCACUCAGGGCACCUCGGGGCUCCUCUUCUCUCCUGGCAGCCUCUGCACCCCAGUGUUCCCACUGCCCAAAGCAGCUGCCAAUGGCUCCUCCGAUGUCUCUUUCUACCUCACCGUGUAUGCAACCAUUGCUGGUAUCAAUUCUCUCUGCACACUUCUCCGCGCAGUGUUCUUUGCAGCAGGCACUCUCCGAGCCGCCGGCACCCUGCACCACCGUCUUCUGGGACGCAUCCUUCAGGCACCUGUGUCUUUCUUCGACGCCACACCCACGGGCCGGGUGGUGAACCGCUUCUCCUCUGAUGUGGCGUGUGUGGAUGACAGCCUGCCCUUCCUCCUCAACAUCCUGCUGGCCAAUGCGGCGGGCCUGCUGGGCCUUCUGGUUGUGCUGGGCUCUGGCCUGCCCUGGCUGCUGCUGUUGCUGCCACUGCUCAGCAUUGUGUACCACCGAGUGCAGCGCCACUACCGGGCCUCUGCGAGGGAGCUGCGGCGCCUGAGCAGCCUCACGCUGUCUCCACUCUACACCCAUCUGGCUGACACCUUGGCUGGCCUCCCUGUGCUCCGGGCAGCUGGAGCCACCUACAGGUUUGAGGAAGAGAACCAGCACCUGCUGGAGCUGAACCAGAGGUGCCAGUUUGCUUCCUACGCCACAGUGCAGUGGCUGGACAUCCGGCUGCAGCUCAUGGGGGCAGCGGUGGUCAGUGCCAUUGCGGGCAUCGCCCUGGUCCAGCACCAGCAGGGCCUCGCGAACCCAGGGCUGGUGGGGCUCGCACUGUCCUAUGCCCUGUCCCUCACGGGGCUGCUCUCAGGCCUGGUGAGCAGCUUCACACAGACAGAAGUUAUGCUGGUGAGCGUGGAACGGCUGGAGGAGUACUCCUGUGACCUGGCCCAGGAGCCCCGGGGCCGCCCGCUGCAGCCUGCCAGCUGGCUGACCCAGGGGAGCGUGGAGUUCCAGGAUGUGGUGCUUGUGUACCGGCCAGGGCUGCCCCAUGCCCUGGAUGGGGUGACGUUCCGUGUACAGCCCGGAGAGAAGCUGGGCAUUGUGGGCCGCACAGGCUCCGGGAAGUCGUCUUUGUUCCUGGUGCUGUUCCGACUGGUGGAGCCCAGCGCAGGACGGGUGCUGCUGGAUGACAUGGAUACCAGCCAGCUGGAGCUGGCCGAGCUCAGAUCCCAGCUAGCUAUCAUCCCCCAGGAGCCCUUCCUGUUCAGUGGGACCAUUCGGGAAAACCUAGACCCACAGGGACUGCACAAGGACGGGGCCCUGUGGCAGGUCCUGGAGCAGUGCCACCUGAGUGAGGUGGUCAUCUCCAUGGGUGGCCUGGACAGUGAGGUGGGCGAGGGGGGCCGGAGCCUAUCCUUGGGACAGAGACAGCUGCUGUGCCUGGCCAGGGCUCUCCUCACAGAUGCCAAGAUUCUCUGCAUCGAUGAAGCCACAGCCAGUGUGGACCAGAAGACAGACCAGCUGCUGCAGCAAACCAUCUGCCAACGCUUUGCCAACAAGACAGUACUGACCAUCGCCCACAGGCUCAAUACAAUCCUGAACUCCGACCGGGUGCUGGUGCUCCAUGCAGGGAGGGUCGUGGGGCUGGACUCCCCCACCGCCCUGCGUGACCAGGGACACUCAGUAUUCCAGCAGCUGCUGCAGAGUGGCCUGGAGGGAACCACCGCCCCUCCUGGGCAACCUGAGCUCCAGGUUGUAGCCCCCAGGACCACCCUGUCCUGAGUACCAGUGCUGGCGCAGAAGAGCUGGCUACUUGUUUACAUCCAUCCUCCUCCAAGGCUCUACCUCUUACCUCCUCCCCAAGGGAAUAGGGACACUGCUGUCAUCUUGGCAACCAAGUGUGAAGGCCUCACCCAGACCAGGCCUCUGUCCCGGUGCCCCUCGCCUCAGCCUGUAGGUGGGUGGCUGGUGUUUUUUUUUCUUUUUGCUAUAAGAGCCCAUU
Molecule: messenger RNA, 5051 nt
Organism: Octodon degus (degu)
Lineage: Eukaryota; Metazoa; Chordata; Mammalia; Rodentia; Octodontidae
Gene: Abcc10
Product: ATP binding cassette subfamily C member 10
Exons: 22
Coding region: 329-4831 (1500 amino acids)
Biological process (GO): transmembrane transport
Cellular component (GO): membrane
Molecular function (GO): ATP hydrolysis activity; ABC-type transporter activity; ATP binding
Source: RefSeq, a predicted model, not a curated record